Mollisia scopiformis is the source of this 1300-nucleotide messenger RNA. RefSeq lists its product as uncharacterized. Bases 205 to 1071 code for a protein of 288 amino acids. The record is from RefSeq and is a predicted model, not a curated record. The transcript has a single exon. NCBI's taxonomy places the organism in Eukaryota, Fungi, Ascomycota, Leotiomycetes, Helotiales, Mollisiaceae.
CGCUCGAAAAAGCAAAACAAAUAGUAGGGCGAGUCUUGUUUCGUACCGUCUUUAAAGUAUACCCGCUACUACAAGGCGUCGUAAUUGUAAUUGAGAUUGUCGACUGAUAUCAGUCUAUCCUUGUAAUUGCUUUACUAUCAAUAAGAGCGCUCAAGAGCACACUCCUUAUAUCGUACUAGUUUGAAAAUCGUGUCGAGAUUCAAGAUGCACGGGGACCCCGAGUUCUUCUUUCUGAAGCCAGUCGCUUGGAUGGAUGCGAAGAAGUGGGAAAACAAGAUGCUCGGCGCGUUUCUGAAAGAAUAUCCUAGCCCGACUAAUGGCUAUGUGGCCGAGAGCGGGCCUGAAAACAAAUCCCUUUUUGAACAGUACGACAGCUUCGGUACAGAGGAUGGACAAUUCAACGACUUCGUUUUGGAUGCACACGCCUCUGCCAAGAAAGGUGUCAGCGCGACACUCAAGUCUCUCGCCAAUGUGUCAUUUGAUGGGGAGACAACGCACGCGCACUCUCUCGAAGGCAAAUACCUGCGCUUUCGACGCCUCACUCAACUCGAUGUGUUCUUCGACAAGGCCAAGAAAGAUGUCGAGGUCAGCAAGAGAGUUCCUAAUUGGAUCAAGUCGGGCCUCAAAAUACCUGUUUGUGUGGUAGUUGGAAUUAUGAUUUGUGAGGAUGUUGAGGUAGUCUGGGAGGAGGGCGCAAAGAAGGCGGUAGAAGCCAAGGGCGAGAUACCUAUCGCGACGAUUGCUCGAGCAGCUGCUGGGAUCCCUCCUAUUCCAGGUGCGGCCGAUGACACAGGUAAUCUGGGAGCCCAGUACACGAACCAAAGGGAAGAAGGCAAAGUCUUCCGGGCCAAGACGGGGGAGAUGAAAAUCUUUGCGCUGCAGCUACGAAAUGUCACAAGGGGAAGAAUGUUGAAAUUAUUCCAGAGGAACGAGCUCCAUAUGGGAGACGACAGCACAAGUGCCGAUCAAGGACGCAAAUUUGGUGUGGAUGAGAAGACUCCACUUGAUGAUGUUGAUGACAAUGAUCUAUUCUUGGAGAUGGAUGACGCGAAUGACUCCGGGAAGAAAUGAGCAAGACAUGAGGGAAAUAGAUUGUUCUAAGCAUCCUAUUCCAGUAGCUUUGAGAUUUUGUUCGUGUUCUGUUUUAAAUUCGGCAUGUUUACUCGAGGACCACGAAACCCGACCAGAACUUGCAACAAUUUGGGUAGCACAGUUCAUGGAAGGCUCAUGAGAAGCAAAGAUGUGAGUUGUAUCAAUUUGCAUUAUGACCUCACACACCUUACACUCAUGUCGAAAUUUA